This is a messenger RNA of Solanum pennellii, 994 nucleotides long. RefSeq lists its product as uncharacterized. The coding region runs from base 286 to 768 and encodes 160 amino acids. The record is from RefSeq and is a predicted model, not a curated record. NCBI's taxonomy places the organism in Eukaryota, Viridiplantae, Streptophyta, Magnoliopsida, Solanales, Solanaceae. The transcript has 2 exons.
GUCAAACACAGUCCAAAUUUACAUAAUACAAUAACUACGUUUCAGAUUGUUAUCAAAUGCAAAUGCAAAUGAAUUCUCACUAACCAUAUUGUGCUUCCGAGUGAAACUCCAAAAAAUAAAACAAGACACACAUAAAUUUUAAAAGGUUUGAGAUCUAGUUGAGUUAAAGGAAAGGGCCAAAGCAAUUCGUAAGGGAUGAAAUCAAAUCUUUCAAUAUCAAAACUUAAAAACAAUAUAAUAAUCACCCUCUUCCAGUAAAUAAAAUAUUAUCACGUGCCAGGUCACAUGAUCACUCUGAAACUUUCUAACAACUUAUCUGGAAAUCAGAGUUCCAACACCGAACAGUCAAAGAAACAUCACAUGAUCUCACUAAGCAUUGGAUCCUUCAACUGUUCCAACACAUUCAAACAUCAUAUAUAUAUAUAUGAGAUCUCAUCACCUCAGCUUCAAAGCUACCAAAUCACCAUAAACAUAGAAAAAACACCAUUUAACUCAGCUUACAGCAGCAAGACUAUGAAGAGCUAUUCAAGAAUACUAGCUGCUUUUGUUCUAGCACUUCUGUUGAUUCUUACUUCAGAGUCCAAUGCCGCACAUGCAGCUCGGUUCCUCUCCAAUAAACAGCAUCCGUCCCAAAAAACUUCAACAUCACAAACACUCAAGGGUCUGCAUACAAAACAGAAGAAACCAUUCAAGAAAGUUGAUUCAAGCUUUAGGAGAAUACCUCCAAGCAGAUGGAAUCCUAUACAAAACAAGUACAAGCCUCCAUAGGAUGACUAAAAGAAGCAUCCCCUCAGCAAAAAACGGCACCUUUAAAGCAAUUCGUUCAUUCAAUAUCAAUGCAGUCUCGUAGUACAAAGUUAGUUUCCACUAUCCAGCUAGGAUAGUCACUUGCAACACAAAUACAGGAUCCAAUUUUGUUCCUUGGUAGCUAUGUAAUAUGUUGUUAGAUGUAUUUCCAAAAGUUAUAUAAAUGUGAAUACUAUUAAGUUCUUCA